AUGCAUAUAGCAGGCGAAGAUGAUCUAGUGGCCUCAGCGGUCGUAUAUCCAAGUACAACAGAAGAGGUUCAGUUGAUCGUUCACUGGGCAAACAAGCAUCGUAUCCCCAUCUCCCCGAUCUCAAUCGGUCGGAACUAUGGCUACGGAGGUGCUGCCCCACGGGUGAAUGGCGCUGUCGUAGUCGAUCUGGGAAGCAGAAUGAACCGCAUUCUCGACAUCAACUCUGAAGAUUGCACUUGCCUAGUCGAGCCAGGAGUUACGUAUUUUGCACUCUACGAGGAAAUCCAAGCUCGAGGCUUGAAGAACCUCUGGGUUGACGUCCCUGAUAUUGGAGGCGGCUCGGUGCUUGGGAAUGCUCUGGAUCGUGGUGUGGGGUAUACCCCCUACGGAGAUCACUGGAUGAUGCAUUCCGGAAUGGAAGUUGUUCUACCAACUGGAGAGGUCAUCAGGACUGGAAUGGGAGCUUUACCGGGCAACAAUAGCUGGCAAUUAUUUCCUUACGGGUUUGGUCCUACUGCAGAUGGACUAUUCUCUCAGUCCAACAUGGGGAUUGUGACUAAAAUGGGGUUCGGUUUGAUGCCAAAUCCAGGAGGCUACGAGAGCUAUCUCUAUACGUUCCCUAAAGAGGAAGAUCUCGCUCAGCUUAUCGAGAUUAUUCGUCCGCUGCGAAUUGCCAUGAUUCUUGAGAAUGUUGCCCAGCUACGUCACAUCAGCAUGCAAGUAGGGUUAGAGGGAAAGCCUCGAAGUGCUUAUUACUCUGGGAAAGGGCGAGUCCCCGACCACAUCAUCCAUGAGGCAGCCAAAAAGAUCCCUACUGGGGAUUGCUCGUGGCUGUACUACGGCAUGUCUUAUGGUCCUCCAGAUAUCCGCAAGUAUAAGCUAGACAUCAUUGAGAAAGAAUUUAUGAAGAUACCAGGUGCGCGACGCAUUGAUCCUGCCAGUCUUCCUGCAGAUGAUUAUUUCUGGGUCCGGGAUCGGAUUGCAUCUGGGGUACCAGAUAUCGAAGAACUGCGCUGGGUGAAUUGGCACCCAAACGGCGCACACAUCGCCUUUAGCCCCGUAUCGCCAGUUCGUGGACCGGAUGCAAAGGCUUUGUGGGAUAUUGCACGGAAGUGCUGCGAGAAUUUUGACCUAGACUUAUUCCCCACAUUCUGCGUCGGUCUUCGUGAAAUGCAUCUCAUUGUCGAGAUUGUGUUCAACCGUGACGACACUGAUAUGCGCCAUAGAGCGCGGGCAUGUUUACGAGAUAUGAUCGAUGAUGCGGCGAAGAAAGGAUAUGGUGAAUAUCGCACACAUCUGACAUUUAUGGAUCAAAUUGCCGGUACUUACAAUUGGAACGAUGGCGCUUUGAUGAAAUUUAAUGAAAGAAUCAAGGACUGCCUAGAUCCUAAUGGCAUCAUGGCCCCUGGAAAAUCGGGGAUCUGGCCGGCGCGAUAUCGAGGACGUGGUUGGGAGAUGACUGCUGGGAACGAAUGUCCUGAAGGCCAAGGUGUGGCCUCAACUCCUGGAGCCGUGAAGCUAUAG
Molecule: messenger RNA, 1524 nt
Organism: Penicillium macrosclerotiorum
Lineage: Eukaryota; Fungi; Ascomycota; Eurotiomycetes; Eurotiales; Aspergillaceae
Product: FAD-binding oxidoreductase
Exons: 5
Coding region: 1-1524 (507 amino acids)
Biological process (GO): lactate catabolic process
Cellular component (GO): mitochondrion
Molecular function (GO): FAD binding; D-lactate dehydrogenase (NAD+) activity; D-lactate dehydrogenase (cytochrome) activity
Source: RefSeq, a predicted model, not a curated record